AUGCUCCGGUCAGCCUCAGAGAACAACAUCGAUCUAUACGCUGACUCUGUGACCGUGUCCUCAGAGCAUGUGUCCUCAGAGCACGUGUCCUCAGAGCACGUGUCCUCAGAACAUGUGUCCUCAGAGCAUGUGUCCUCAGAGCAUGUGUCCUCAGAGCAUGUGUCCUCAGAACAUGUGUCCUCAGAACAUGUGUCCUCAGAACAUGUGUCCUCAGAACAUGUGUCCUCAGAACAUGUGUCCUCAGAACAUGUGUCCUCAGAGCACGUGUCCUCAGAGCACGUGUCCUCAGAACAUGUGUCCUCAGAACAUGUGUCCUCAGAGCACGUGUCCUCAGAGCACGUGUCCUCAGAGCAUGUGUCCUCAGAACAUGUGUCCUCAGAGCAUGUGUCCUCAGAACAUGUGUCCUCAGAACAUGUGUCCUCAGAACAUGUGUCCUCAGAGCAUGUGUCCUCAGAGCAUGUGUCCUCAGAACAUGUGUCCUCAGAGCAUGUGUCCUCAGAGCACGUGUCCUCAGAACAUGUGUCCUCAGAACAUGUGUCCUCAGAACAUGUGUCCUCAGAACAUGUGUCCUCAGAGCACGUGUCCUCAGAACAUGUGUCCUCAGAACAUGUGUCCUCAGAGCACGUGUCCUCAGCGCAUGUGUCCUCAGAGCAUGUGUCCUCAGAACAUGUGUCCUCAGAGCAUGUGUCCUCAGAACAUGUGUCCUCAGAACAUGUGUCCUCAGAGCAUGUGUCCUCAGAACAUGUGUCCUCAGAGCAUGUGUCCUCAGAACAUGUGUCCUCAGAGCACGUGUCCUCAGAACAUGUGUCCUCAGAGCAUGUGUCCUCAGAACAUGUGUCCUCAGAACAUGUGUCCUCAGAACAUGUGUCCUCAGAGCACGUGUCCUCAGAACAUGUGUCCUCAGAACAUGUGUCCUCAGAGCAUGUGUCCUCAGAACAUGUGUCCUCAGAACAUGUGUCCUCAGAACAUGUGUCCUCAGAACAUGCGCAGACCAGCUGGCCGGUGUGUUUACCGACAUAUUCAAUCGCUCCCUGUCCCAGUCUGCUGUCCCCACAUGCUUCAAGAUGGCCACCAUUGUUCCUGUACCCAAGAAGCAAAGAUAACUGAACAAAAUGACUAUCACCCCGUAACACUCACUUCUGUCAUCAUGACGUGCUGAGAGACUAGUCAAGGAUCAUAUCACCUCCACCUUACCGGCCACCCUAGACCCAAUUCAGUUUGCAUACCGCCCCAACAGGUCCACAGACAAUGCAAUUGCCAUCACACUGCCCUAUCCCAUCUGGACAAGAGGAAUACCUAUGUAAGAAUGCUGUUCAUUGACUACAGCUCAGCAUUCAACACUAUAGUACCAUCCAAGCUCAUCAUCAAGCUGGAGGCCCUGGGUCUCAACCCCUGUGCAAUUGGGUCCUGGACGUUCUGACGGGCCUCCCCCAGGUGGUGAAGGUAGGAAACAACAUCUCCACUUCGCUGACCGUCUUACGGGCCCUCCGAGUGUGGUGUCAGGAAAACAACUUCUCACUCAACGUCAACAAAACAAAGGAGAUGAUCGUGGACUUCAGGAAACAGCAGAGGGAGCACCCCCCCUAUCCACAUGGAAAGGACAGCAGUGGAGAAGGUGGUAAGUUUUAAGUUCCUCGGCCUACACAUCACAGACAAACUGAAAUGGUCCACCCACACAGACAGCGUGGUGAAGAAGCCUCAACAGCAUCUCUUCAACCUCAGGAGGCUGAAGAAAUUUGGCUUGUCAUGUUACGUUCCCCAGUUUAUGUUGUAGUUUGUGUAUUUGCACCUGUUUAUUUCAGGAAAUGGCUUCCUGAAAUCCCUCAAGCAGCUGAUUGGUCGACUCCAUGGCUAAUUGGAGAGCUGACCCCGCCCCCUCGUCAAGACACAGCUGUCUCCAGUUACACAUUCAUUCUGAAGCUAUAUAAAAGCCAGAGUUCUGUUCAGCAGGUUCAUUGCUGGGGAUCAUUGCUGGGAGGUCAUUGCAGAGAGAUUGAAUGUGAUAGAGAAUCAUUGCUGAGAGAGGAGGCUGAUGGCUGUGGAUAAUUUACUAUGUUAGUUGUUGGUGGCACUUGGUAUGUUCUGUGAGUUUGUUGCUCAGAUAGAGCUUAUUUGAUGUCCUUUGUUUCUUAGUUUGUUUGAGAAAUGAUUUGUUCUCCUGUUUCAUUUGUUCCCAGGGGGGAAGGGGGAGGCACCUAGGGGGG
Molecule: messenger RNA, 2204 nt
Organism: Oncorhynchus keta (chum salmon)
Lineage: Eukaryota; Metazoa; Chordata; Actinopteri; Salmoniformes; Salmonidae
Product: sperm acrosomal protein FSA-ACR.1-like
Exons: 2
Coding region: 1-1107 (368 amino acids)
Source: RefSeq, a predicted model, not a curated record